UAGUAGUUUGUAUAGUUUUGUUUAGAAACAUUCCUGCACCUAAAAAUGACCCAAUCCAUCUCUUUGAGGAGCAUCUCCUCACUCACAUCAGCUUUGAUCGCCACAAUCAUUUGUGUACAAAUGUUCGAAGCUAAACAGGUUGAUAUUCCAAUCGAAUGUCUGAAUGAAACGAAAACGUCGAGCGAUUACAACGUUUUCGAUUUCUUCCUCUCGUACAAUGAAACCCAAGAAUGGCUAACGUUACUCGCGACCGAAUAUCCCGAUAAGUGUCAACUACAAACCAUAGGACAAUCGACUGAAGGUCGUGAAAUUAAUGCCAUCUCCAUCUACAACGAUCAACCGAAUAAGAUCAUUCUGAUAGGCAGCUUAUAUGCCCGGGAAUGGGUUGGUAUGACCUCCAGCAUUUACAUCAUCCAUGAGCUGAUUCGCAGCUCGGCCCGCUAUCCGGACGCAAAUAAAUUUCAAUGGAUAAUAGUUCCGAUGCCGAAUCCGGAUGGGUACGAGUACUCCAGACAACACAAUCGCAAUUGGAUGAAGAAUCGUUCCCCUCAACAAGAUGGUAACAUUGGUGUCUGUUUGGACACUAAUUUCGAUGUUCAGUGGGGCGGUGGUAUUUCCGAUACGUUUAUCAAAACGACGGGGUCAUGGUACCGUGGACCGGCACCAUUUUCCGAACCAGAAACAAGAGCAAUUAAAGAGCUAAUGGAAAGCCAUACGAACGUUACACUGCUGAUCCAUUUGCAAGGGAUCGGGCGGUUGAUCUUUACACCGUGGGCAUACAAGGAUGAUCCGAUACCGAACAUAGACCUGGUGCAUGCGGUUGCGAAUGCUGGACGGAAUGCGAUCAUGCAAGAAUCACAACACGAGUUUGAUAUUGGAAUCCUUUCCGACUAUGCACCAUUUCAAUACGGCACAUGUGUUGAUUAUUGCAACUUAAUCGGAAUCAGCGUGUGUCUAUCGCUGAGGCAGCUAGAUGGUACGUACGAGAUGAUGACGGACGAAAUCAUUCCGCUAGGUCAGGAAGCAUUAGCGGCCAUUCAGGCAAUGGCGAUAGAAUCUAAUUGGCAACAAUGGCCAUAAAAUGGCUGUAGGCUUCGGGAUAAUGUUUGCAACGGUUAAUAGACGCUUCGCCCAAUCGAAUUCUAAGUAUCAAUAAAGAUGUAUUGCAAUUAA
Molecule: messenger RNA, 1173 nt
Organism: Anopheles funestus (African malaria mosquito)
Lineage: Eukaryota; Metazoa; Arthropoda; Insecta; Diptera; Culicidae
Product: zinc carboxypeptidase-like
Exons: 2
Coding region: 46-1080 (344 amino acids)
Biological process (GO): proteolysis
Molecular function (GO): metallocarboxypeptidase activity; zinc ion binding
Source: RefSeq, a predicted model, not a curated record